ACGACACUUCACAAUCACUUGACAAUCACUUCACUCACGUGUUUUUACAUUCGGUCAUUCGGAGGUUGAAAAGUGUUAAUGUUUGACAAAUCUUCAAAGAAUUAUUCUAGUAAGUGUUUUUGGAAUAUUUAAAAAAGUCAGUUUUAUUAAUUUGUGAUAUAACAAGGGGAAUAAAAAUCAUUGUGUGGCAGCAAAUUUGGAAAUGAUGAGCGAAGAUGAAUCUGACAGUAAUAGUCACCAAAGUGAAAUUGAAAUGGAAAAGCUUGUGAAUAAUGUUGAUGAAGAGAUUUCUAAUUCUGAAGGAGAAUUAAAUUCGAAAGGCGACAAACAUGAGGAUGAAAUGUGCAAGUCUUCAUUAAAUGAUAGUAACAAAAGUAAAGUAAAUAGUGGUUGGGCAGAUGCCAUGCGAAAAGUUUUAAGUAACAAAAAACCAAAGCGAAAAAAAUCUAUUGUCUUGUCAAAGGCUAAGAAACAUUGUAAUAAUGACUUGGAAGAAAAGAAACAAUCACUUUCGUUUGAAAUUGAAGAUACAAAUGAUAAUUUUAAAAAUAAAACUGUCAAAGAAAGUGUCGACGAAAAAGUAAGUGAAGAGAAAAAACGAAACAAGAAAAUAUUCAAGUCUGGAAUCAGAAUAAAACCUUCGCACUUAGAUAGAGAAAGAGAAAGGAUUCUACAAAAAAUUGCUACUAAAGGCGUUCUACAAUUAUUUAAUGCAGUGAGGCAUCAACAGAUUGAUAUUGACAAGAAAUUAGUUGAAGCAGGACCUUUGGAAAGAAAACGUGAAAAAGUUUUGAAAGACAUUGAUAAAAAAGCUUUCCUCGAUGUCCUUAUGGGUGGAACUAAAAGUAUUACAGUUGAUAAUUGUGCAAAUGAAUCAGUAAUGCAAAACGGAACACCAAUGGAAAAGAAAAAUGUUUGGAAAGUCUUGAGGGACGAUUUUGUUAUGGGUGCAUCAUUAAAGGAUUGGGAUAAAAAUACACCAGUUGAAGAGAAUAGUGAUAAUGACGAAUGAAUUUACACCACUGUAAAAAAAGAAAUAUUUGUUAUUUAUUAUAUUAAUAAAGUUGUUUUAUACACUGAUUUAAAAUAAAAAGAGAA
Leptopilina heterotoma is the source of this 1098-nucleotide messenger RNA. RefSeq names its product RRP15-like protein. Gene Ontology annotation, cellular component: preribosome, large subunit precursor. Gene Ontology annotation, biological process: maturation of LSU-rRNA; maturation of 5.8S rRNA. The transcript has 4 exons. The coding region runs from base 203 to 1012 and encodes 269 amino acids. The record is from RefSeq and is a predicted model, not a curated record. NCBI's taxonomy places the organism in Eukaryota, Metazoa, Arthropoda, Insecta, Hymenoptera, Figitidae.